UUUGUCAUGUCAACAGUGAACAGGAAACAUUCAUGCUGCUUUAUACCGAGUUGCUAAAAACCGAAAUAAUUAAAAACAAUUAAUUAUGUAUUCAACUAUAUAACUUUAAUUAUAUUCAAGUACGUUAUUAAUGCACAUACUACUUGUUUAGUGCGCGUAAUUUUAAUAAAUACAUACAGGUCAAGUCAACCGAUAAGGGCAGUCGUGUAAAACUGACGUGGUUUUAUAGAAGAUCGUGUUUAGAAUUAAAUCACAAACAUUGCUGAACUGUUAUUCACUCUAGCACAAUGUCUUGGGUCAGAGAGAAUUGUUUGUCCUUCUUCCAAAUGUUUUGUAUAAAAGUUGUGAAGACCGGCCGUAUCCCGAAACAUAUCGCUUUUAUUAUGGAUGGAAACCGUCGUUAUGCGAAAAAGAACAGCGUUGAUAACAGUGCUGGACAUUACAAAGGAUUUGAUAAGCUGUCCGAAACUUUAAGGUGGUGCUUAGAUCUAGGUAUCCCAGAAGUAACGGUGUAUGCAUUCAGUAUAGAAAACUUUAAAAGAAGUAAAGAAGAAGUCGAUGGACUUAUGGAUUUGGCUAGAGACAAGUUUCGAAGAUUAAUGGAUGAAAUUGAACAAAUCAACGAGUGGGGUGUGAGGAUACAUAUUGCAGGCAGACUGUCUUUGCUACCAAAGGAUCUACAAGCUCUUGUAUCAAAGUCUAUGCUGGCAACAAGAGAUAACAAUAAGCUUAGAUUAAACAUUGCUUAUGCCUACACAGGUAGGGAUGAAAUCAGCCGAGCUGCCUCUCACAUAGUGGAUGGAGUGAAGAACAAUGAUUUGGCACCACAAGACAUUGAUGAUGAGCUUGUAUCACAAACCCUUGAGCUUAGGGAAGCGGAACUUCUUGUAAGGACAUCAGGCGAAGUGAGAUUGUCUGACUUUAUGUUAUGGCAGGUUUCCAAUACAGUGCUGUACUUUACGGAAGUUUUAUGGCCAGAGUUCAGUAUUUGGAAUCUUCUAGCAGCCAUAAUACAUUUCCAAAGAUAUGCUCCACCGCCCAAAGAGCCAGAACAUAUCAGUGAUACAAAGAAACAGUUUUUGGAAAAGUUGGAAAGCCAAAGAUGGCAGCACAUUGAGAAAAUCAUCAAUUGUCCAUUAUAUGCAUAGUCAUAGUUUUAGUGAUAGUAGCUGUUGUUGAACAAUUUAAUCAAAAUUAUUAGAAAUACCGCCGUACUAACGCCCGAAUACUCAAACGCUACUCAAUUUUAUGUUGUACUUAAAUAUCGUGCUAUCUCUGUCA
Molecule: messenger RNA, 1281 nt
Organism: Spodoptera frugiperda (fall armyworm)
Lineage: Eukaryota; Metazoa; Arthropoda; Insecta; Lepidoptera; Noctuidae
Gene: Dhdds
Product: dehydrodolichyl diphosphate synthase complex subunit DHDDS
Exons: 5
Coding region: 288-1148 (286 amino acids)
Biological process (GO): polyprenol biosynthetic process
Cellular component (GO): dehydrodolichyl diphosphate synthase complex; endoplasmic reticulum
Molecular function (GO): ditrans,polycis-polyprenyl diphosphate synthase [(2E,6E)-farnesyl diphosphate specific] activity
Source: RefSeq, a predicted model, not a curated record